Molecule: messenger RNA, 1281 nt
Organism: Rhodofomes roseus
Lineage: Eukaryota; Fungi; Basidiomycota; Agaricomycetes; Polyporales; Fomitopsidaceae
Exons: 6
Coding region: 1-1281 (426 amino acids)
Source: RefSeq, a predicted model, not a curated record
AUGGCUAUCGACCGAGAUGCCUCGCAGUGUCCACCCGAAUACACUGAUACCGGGGGCGAACGCGCAGAACCCGUCAAAUAUACGGCACAGCUUGAGAAUGGAACGGGAAAGGCGUGGUUGUGGCUCACUGUGGAGAGCCGAGCUAAGAGUCCCAAGCAGCGCCCUCUCUUCGCAAAUGCAGACACGGUCCGGGGUACUGUCGAGAUCGACUACGGUCAAGCAGGAAAGCCGAAGGAGUUGUCUAUCACAGUGCGCGCUAGCCUGACGGCUGUAGGACAAGAGGAGGAAAGGCUUCUCUGUAUUUCAAAGACUCUGUGGAGUGGCAAAGAUCCUUCAGCACCGAAGCUGGCUGCAGGUCGGAGCAAUUGGCCGUUCUCUAUCACACUGCCAGAUGAGAUCCCCCUCCCAAGCAGUGGCAGAUCCAAGGCGUCCUCGCCGACAUGCCCGCUCCCUCCCAGUUUCUCGGAGAAAGGCGGCCCCGCCUACAUUGAGUACCAGCUCGUCGCCACCGUGCGGCGAGGCCUCUUCAAAUCUAAUCAAACACUGGUCUGCCCACUCGUGUAUCUGCCCGUCACACGGGCGGAGCCACCCGCCCGACUCCGGAUGGCUGCGUAUCGUGAUGGCACUGCACUUGUCGGUCCCGACGGAGAUCCGGAGGGCUGGAAGGUUGGACCGUCCGCGAAAGUUACCGGAACGCUGUUCGACGCUCGACAGGUGGACGUCGAGUACACGCUGGCGGUUGCACGACCGCUGAGCUGCGCGCGAGGCUCACCGAUUCCACUGUCGUUGACAGUUGCCAGCGACGAUGAGCAGGCUCUGGAUCUUCUCAGCACGCCGGCUUCCAUGAAUCUAUAUCUUGUUCGCUCCCGCGUGCUUGGACAGCAUGCAAUGUCUGAGGACGCCGGCGCACGCAGCGACCAGGUCUUCCAGGAGAGAGUCGGUACCGCAUAUUUCUGGCCUUCGGACGCCGGAUCACCUAGUGGGGGCAAGCGUGCCUUAUGGGGAGAACUGCUAGUGAAGCCAGACAGCAAGCCCAGCUUCGUCUGCCCAGGCUUCUCUUUGAGGUACGCCUUAGCCCUGCUUCCUCCUGAGGCCGCGGGAUUCGUGCCAAAAAUACAUACCAAUGAGCCGUUGGUCGCUCAGAAGAUUGCCGUCACGACUGCUGGUGCUCCGGGGGUCAGCGUUCCCUCGCACGCACCACCUGGGUACACGUACCCGGAAGAAGCCGACUACACGAACGCCCUCGGAUAUCUGGAGAAUGGAAAUCAACGGCGAGUAUGA